UUAUGUAGAUAAAAUAACAAACAUGUAAACAUCACAUUACAUACUACGUCCUACACGCGUGGUAGUUCUUCUUCUUCUUCCUUUAGUACUUCCUGCGGCAUCCGCGGCUGCGGCAACGCGUCCUUCGCCGCAAACUACUGCCACCUCCGUUGCUUCACGAACAUUACACUAUCCACCAUAGGUUGAUGAUAUAUUUCGAGAAUAUGUUCCUCAAUGUGUUAUAAUCCAAUAUUAUUUGUCGUUGGUCAAGUCCAACAUUCCCUUUUGCCUCGUCCCCUUUCUUUGUUAUAUACUGUACAUUUUCAAAUAAAGUCGUUGCAGAUAAACCCGGAAGUGAUUCACGUACCCUCACGUGACAUCACAGACAAGGUAACAGUCAAGCAAUUAUUACAUUUAUAACUAUCUAUAAUCGAUUUGUUUUGCCUCGACACACCUAAUUUACUCUCCACUGAUUACCUUAUCCUGUGACCCAAAUUGUAUACAAACAACACUCUUUACACUUGUUAUGGACUUACAGGUCAUAAUCAACUAAAGACUGACUAGACGAUAACUCUCUCGACCAUAUUUACUCUUUGACUGCUUUAAAUGGAACCAUCAACUACUACUGUACAGGUGAAACCUUGCAGUCAGUUUUCGCUCAGGUUUCCUGCGUUUCAGCCAAACUUGCAAUUAAGUACAGUAAAGUAAUAUCAUGGUGGAUAUCAGCAAAACUGAAAAGGUUCAGUUGCACGUCCCAGAACUGGAGGAACUAAGUACUGUGUUAAAAAAAGGACUGGAAGAUAACUUUGCAGAAGUUACAGUGAGUGUUGUGGAAUGUCCGGACCUUACGAAGGAGCCGUUCUGCUUUCCUGUUAAAGGUUUGUGUGGAGGUCCUCGGGUCACAGAUGUGGGAGGAAAGCCUAACCUGCUACCCGUGGUUCAAAAGCACAAGGAGUAUGACAUGAAUGCAAUAUCAAAGGUGGUGGAGCUACCAGGAGCAUUUUUUCUUGGGGCAGGAGCUGCAUCUCCCAGAGUGGUGGGGAUGAACGCAGAGCUAAUACCUCUAGUUCUAACUGAAGCAGAAGGAAGGCCUGCAGUGAACAGCAGCUACUUUUCCUCCAUCAAUCCAGCGGAUGGUCAGUGUCUGCAAGAAAGAUACAGCGACAAAUUCUCAGACUGUAACUUUGCUCUGCUCGGGAAUUUUUACGCUUGUGAGGGAAAGCCGGGAAAGGUCAUUGAGGUACAUGCCAAGAAGAGAACCGGAGACUACAGCAUAGUGACGGCCUUGAGAAAGACUCUGGAAGUGGAGUACCCUGAUAAAAGCCUUGCUCUGGGGGGCACCUUCAUCAUCCAGAAGGGGAGAGCCAAACUCCACAUCAUGGUCAGAGAGUUCCCCGUCUGUCCACUGGUCACAGAUGAAGCGGUCAACCAUUGUCUGAAGCACUUUGAGGUGAACGCCCCCCUCAUCUGCCAGUCUGUGCUUGUAUCCAAGGACCCUGUGAGGACUGGACCUAUGUGUGGAGCACACACACUGCUUCAGCCACCAUGGAGAAGGUGGCCACUACUACAUCGACACCACACCGGACAGUGUGGAGUACCUGGGCUACUUCAUGCCUGCAGAGUUUAUUUACCGCAUCGACAGACCCUAAGAGACACAUACAGUGGCGAGAGAUUGAAAAAAAAACCUCAAGUACGACCUAGUGCUAUACAAUCACUCAAUUAUGAAGUACAGAACCACACAAUUGCAAAUGCUGUAAAACUCUUGAUUUUGAGUGUACAAUUUGAAAAGCACUACAUUUACAAUACAGAUGCGAUUUUUAUUUUCCAUGAACGAAUAAUGAAUGCCAAUAUGAAAUUAACAAUUAUUCCAACCUAGCUGUCAAGACAAGUCUUGCCUUAGGCUAUGUCUACACUAAUGCACAAAAUGUGCACACAGACAUAUCUAAUCUAACAAUUUGAGUAAGUAAACAUUUGUACUUGUCAAAUAACUUGAGGAUUCAAUACACCUUUU
Molecule: messenger RNA, 1990 nt
Organism: Entelurus aequoreus (snake pipefish)
Lineage: Eukaryota; Metazoa; Chordata; Actinopteri; Syngnathiformes; Syngnathidae
Product: ester hydrolase C11orf54 homolog
Exons: 8
Coding region: 692-1855 (387 amino acids)
Cellular component (GO): nucleus
Molecular function (GO): zinc ion binding; hydrolase activity, acting on ester bonds
Source: RefSeq, a predicted model, not a curated record